AUGCUAGCUGACCGAGUUUGUUUUGUUUGGUUCCUGCUUCUGUGGAGUUCUGCUUAUUCAUAUCGUAAGUUGAGUUUCUUUUACAAGUGCUUUCAAAGCUCUUCCGCAAUGAACAAAAUUUGCGGGAUGGAAAUCGUGAGAUGAAAGAUAACAUCAUUAUUUUAAUUUCACAGGACGACCGUUGGGUGAUUAUAUAAACCACUACGAGACGUUAAACUAUGACACAGCUCCGAUUCUUGAUCAACACCAUCGCGUGAGGCGUUCAAGUCCAAACAGCGAUCAUGUUGUCCAAUUGAAUUUAAAAACUUCGCAAAGGUAAUGUGUUAUAACAUUUUACCAAGCUGAGUAUUUGCUACUUUCAAACUUAAUUUAGCGAGAAAUCUUAUCUUGGUUUUCGAACCGAUUUGCCUACGCUCGAACUUUACUGAAUCUGCUCUAUUAUGUUCCCCGUUUGAAUCACUCCUUGAUAUACAUUGUAUCGAGUUUUUUGUUCCAUAUGAAAAGGAAUCUUACCAUUCUUUGCUAUUCAUAAACGUUGAAUGAAAAUGUUGCUUAUUAGAACGAGACGGACUUGAGGGAAUAACCUUGCAUCGUCUAGAUAUGAAUGCUAGAUACUGUAUAUUUAUAACGGCUGUCAAACAGCUAUGUGGAACAACUCUAUUUAUUAAGCUUCUAUGGUUUAAGCUUUAAUCUGCAUUCUUUAAACACUUCCAAAAAAAACAAUAAUUAUUUUCGAGAUAAACUUCUUAAAGUAUGUAGAUUUUUCGUGGGCAUGUAGUUAUUGUUUUCUAUCUAUGAAUUUAUUUAUUGAAGUCUGCUAUCCUAUUAAACAAGUUCAUUGUGAACUUCUCUCCUGGCUGCUUCUUACAUUUGAAGGGAUAAUUUUCUAUUCUUUUGUGUUUUACAAAUAGUUUGUUUCAUAUAAAAAGCAAAUAUGGCAUGAAUGUUGUAAUAUUUUUAAACAGCUUGGUGUUUCCUGUGGAGUUAAUGUUUUGCUAUAAUAAUGUUAUAUUUCUCCAUACAUCACCCACUGAUAAUGUAAUAUUUAUAAAUUUACUAUCCAGUACACAUUAAGCAAUCAUUAGAUUCAGCUUUUGUAUAAUAUGUAGAAUUAAGCAGAUCACGGAGGCCAUUAAGUAACUCUCUCUAAGAUGUGUACAGUAAUUAAUUAUUAAUAUUCUUCAUACAUGUGUCAAAAGUAGGUUGAGUUUGAUCGUCCAGGUGAACGUAGUUCUGAAUAGGACUGUUGUUGUUGACAGUGAUUGACGUUUCGACAACCUGCGCGGUACUCAUCUUCAGAGUCAAAGUGAGUUGUAUCACGUCAGUUGAUGGUAUUAUACUCUGAUUAUUGAUCUGAUUGAUCAAUUACGUUGCAGUGUUAUUGGUCGUCUGUCAGUUAAGCCGUGAUGUUAUUGGCUGUGAAGACUCAUAAUCGGUAAUUGGUGCAUUUCGAUCUGUCUAUUGUUACAGUUAAACAGUCGGCUAUUGUUAGUCAAAUUGUCAGUUCUCCAGUCGUUCUCUCGUAGUUGGUCUUGCUUGAUCUCGUCAAUAAGUCGUUUGUGUGGUGCUGGUAACUGUUGGCUAUGAUUCAGUGGCAUUUGUUCUAAGUUAGUAAACCAGCUUUCUAAAGUAAGACGUUGAUAGCAGUCUGUAGAAUACGUUAUACAUGUCACAGAGUCCCAGUCAAUUUGAUGUUUCAUCUGUAAAUGGUGCUCAGCAAUGUGAUUGUUGACGUCACUAUUCCUCGUUGCUUGUUUGUGUUUGGUCAGUCAUGUGCUAAGGUUUCUGCCGGUUUCACCAAUGCAAGAAGCCUUGCAUUCGCUGUAUUUGAUCUUGUAUAUUGCUCCCUGUCUGUCCUCCGGUUUGUCUUCGUCCUUGACAUUAGUAAGCAGUCGUCAUAAAGUGAUUAUUGGUUUGUAUGCAACACGUAUAUUGUAAGGUUGUAAUAUACGUGUGAAAGUUUCACAUAUCAUGUGAAAGCUGAAUCAAAUGACUGUUUUAGUUUUCAUUCAAAACAUUUCCUACCUCUAAACAUGCUUAUCUGUUAGGGUGCAAAGAAAGUUAGUUUUACGGCUUCCCAUUCGGCAAGUUGUUGCGAGUAUGUACCAGCCCAAAAGUCGUUUAAGUAGCCCAAAAAAUUUUUGAUGAGCAGCAUGGAUUACAGUUCUUCUGUAGUUUGAAUUUCCCAAAAAACUUCACUUGCCCUUCGGGCUAGUUAAGAACGGGAUUCACUAGCCUGAUUGUAAAAUCCACAACCCCUGGCUAUCGGACACGAUUUUCUUUGCACGCUGUCUGUAUGUAAAAAUCCUGUCGUCAAAGCAUUUGCCUGAUCCUUUGCAGUUCUGGAGACAGUGGAAGCUCCUGUAAGUGAACACCCUUGUGAUGCAAAAAGGGUGUCCACAACUGGGGCUCGCCACUCACAAAAAUGUAAGACUACAAAGUUUGUAUGCCAGUUGAGAAAAACGGGGUUUUGUGAAGGUGGCCGUAAAUACAUGUAUAGCUGUUCGCUUACGAGAGUGUCCAUUUGAGAGCUUCCAAUGUGUGAGGGGAUAUUUAUCACGGCAAUCAGUAAAAUUUCAAUAUGCUGGGUAUACAUAUAGUAAGCUAGAAAUUUAACAGCUGGGAAGUGUUUUUGGGUCUAUUUUGCUUUCAUUUCCUACAAUACUAGCCAGGGCUGAAAAUAACGGACAGCAGGUCGCCGGUCAUGAUGACCGGCGAAAUAUUUUUUAGCCCGGACAAACCCCGAUUCUGGCUGGUCAAAUAAUGAAUACUAUUAUUAUUUUUUUUUUGCCUAAGGAAUAUUGAAUUACACUGGCAGUAGAUCGUUAUUACUACAUUGAAUGACAUUAUCAUUUUUGACCGCAAGUUGGUGAAAAAUGUAUUCACACGUUGUAGAGUUCCUUUCCGUGGUUUUUGCGUGUUUUUAUGUCCGUUCUACCUUGAGUAUCGUCGUACGGCGGUUUCUGAAGUCUCUAAAGGUAAAAAGUGAAGUGUAAUUCCUUUUCAAACUCUCAUGUGUAGGAAAUGGAAUACACAUACUGUUAAAUGAAGUUUAGGAAUUAUGAAAAAAAAUGAUUUGGGUUAUUAAAGAACAAAAUCUGCACACGUUUGUUUUACGUUGAUGUUCAGAAAAGAACAUCGGUGAAACUUGAUCUUUUUCCUUGCCGGGCACGUGAUCAAAAGUCUCCUCCACAAAGAAGAAUGGUCGCUAAUGUUUUGGGCAAAGAAGUUGAAUUGCAUUGGUGAGGAGUUUGUUCCACAAACAGUGUGUUUAUUGUCAGAAGUCAAAAGAUAUACAGCAGAGCUUUCAUUUGGGUCAUCGGGCAACACUUUAUCGCAAAGGGCUCAAAAUAAAUGUCAACAGAAGUUUGCAUAAAGUUGUUUACAAGAAGGAGAAUUAAGCGCCCAGAUAGUUGACGACGUUCCCUCUAGAUUAGCUUAAAUUUUUAUCAGACUAUUCUGGAAACGAGUCCGCAAACGAGAUUCUUGUUCGACGUAAAGAAAUUAUUAUUAUUAAUAAUUGAUGCACUAACAUUAUUCCUGGAGAAACAGAGGACGACCUGCCCGAAUUCCGUCGAAUUCCCAAAGAAAGUCACAUUACUGAUUACAGUAAAGCAGAAAGUACAGUACAACCUGCAACGUUGCGUUACUCCUCCACAAGUCAGUUUGUUAUUCACUUUGUUGCAUUUCAUUACGACAUGAUGGCAUGAAAUUAAUUUAUUGCAGUGUUCUUUUUCUCAGAAGGGUUUACUGGAAAGCAGUAAAAGACGCCAAUGAAAAAAGACAUCACUACAGUGUUAUAGAGCAUUAAGCGACAACUGUAUGAAAAAUAAAAUGUUCGUAUCCAAAAAUGACAGGCAAGACCGGAGUUUGACCGGUCAAGUCUGCGAUCAGGCUGGACAUUGUCCGUUGACCGGCCGUUAUUUUCAGUUCUGCUAGCCGGGGUUCGUGUUCAUAGUAGAAGGAGUAGUUUGGCUCUUUAGUCUUAGCAUGAUGUUUGAAAUCUUCUACCAUUUUGUUGACUUCUGGCUUGCCAAAACAGCUGCACCACCUUGCCACUUCUCUCAUUUUCUGUUUACAUCACUGCAGUCAUUGACAUCAGCAAACAUCUUGAUUGUAAUAUUGUAAUUAUCUUAUUAUCCACUCCCCUCAGGGUAUUUCAGGGAACAUUGGUCAGGGGGACUUCUUCCAUCAUAUUUUGAUCAAUGCUAGAUAUGGCCAGGUGACAAGUGAAGAAUUAGCCAGGGAAUUUAAACUAAUCAUAAACAGUAGAAUGUUUUGAAUGAAUGAUAAAGUAGGAUAAUACAUUACAUCUACAUGUACUGUAAGUGGUUUGUGCUUUAAAGAUUGAAAGCAAAGAUCAUGUUACACUUCUUGCUGCAAAAGUUUCAUUUUGGACUGGGUAUUUUCGAGGAUAGCACCUAACAAGAUAAGACUGAUCUUAAAAUAUUAAAAGUGAAUGGCAAGGAAACCCAUGAGAAACCACUGGGCUUAUAAGUAACAGGCACCCUCAAUAAAUUAUUUAAAAAAAACGUUAUUUAAAAAGUGUAUUAUUACAGCAAAGUAUUAACAGUAGUAUACAAGUAAAAUCAAUGGUAGAGCUACUAAAAAUUAAACAUUAUAAUGUUGUAGAUAAUAAAUUGUUUUAAAGAUAGUUGCGCAAAAAAAGACAAAAUUAAAGAAGAACAAAAUGAAAAGUAGAGGCAAACAAAAGAAAAAUAAUAUUUAUGACAAGAGAAAUGCUUUCAGGUUUUUUUUGAUGAGUGUUUCUUCCUUUUUUUGUAGAGAAUUUAAAAUUCGCCUCAGAAGGGAUCUACAAAUUUUUACUGACAACUUUCGUGCAGAAAACUCUGAAUUUGAUCCUGCAAAAGUUGUAGAAGGGGAUGUAGAAGGUAGAGUAUGCUGGUUAUCUUAUUUUGAGCAUUAAUUAUAUAUGUUACAGGUUAAAAUAAAAUUCAAGUUAAUGUCGCAGUUCCUUUAGCUAGGCUUCAAAAGUGUAAUAAAACAAGACAACAAACAUAUGGCAUAAUAGGGGGAACACCACUCCGCAAUCGGUGUGGUGGGUGACUUCCAUAGCCUGACCAUAAUGGCCUACUUAUCUCCCCAACGCUAAUUUACGCGCACUAGAUCAGACAACUUCAGGUAAGUCCAAAAGAAGCAAACUUAAUACGGCCUAACACUCCACGGCACUACGAGCUGAAACCUCUUGGCAGCAUCGUGCAACUUAGGCAAAUAUUUUUUUCUAGGAAGUUUAUCUUAUCAGGACUAUGAGCCGACUCUGCCAGCACGUGCUGGGAUACAAUCUAAAUAUAAAAGUUUGCGUUAGAAUCAAAGCUUGAGGAAGUGGCCGUGAGACUUAAACUGAAGGCGAAAGAACGGGGUGAGCCCGUGUUUAUUAGGAACAACAACAAAGCCUCCAAACAGAGGGACGGGUGGGAAUUACAAAACUUUAGGGUGGUUGAAGUAUACCAACUUAGCAGUACAGCUGGCAAUGAGACACAGGACUUUUACUAGGCCUUUUAUGGUCCGAAUGCCAUCCCAACAUAAGCCAAUAAAAAAUACUGUACUACUGAAUAGAACGUGCACUAAAGUGCUCCACAAGAUAUGUAUGAGGAAAAUUAUUUUUUACUAGCCAUACAAAAUGAGCGAUACGUUAGAAACUAGCCCCAGCUGCAACAGAAACAAGGAUUGCUGUUGUAUCAGUAAUUUCCCAGCUAUAGAAGUGGUUUUACGUACUACCCAGUACUUUUACCCCCUUAUACAAGUAAAAUUCUACAAGAUUUGAUAAGGACUAUAGCAUAACACUGCAUUACAUGUUGCUGAUUGAAGGUGUCACGCUCCAUUAACUGCCUUUUACAACUGAUAUGUAAAACCUUCUUAAAAUUUUUUAACCUUGGUAGAUUCUCAAUUUCCAUUGUCUACGAGACCUAAUUAUUCAAGAAUAAUUGUUAAUAACCCUAAUUAUCCUAGUAGACAAAGAAAAUUGAGAAUCAACCCAGGUUAAAAAAUUUUAACCUGAAUUUAAAUUUGACCUGUAACAUAUACAAUCCAUGUACAAUGAACAUAAAAUAAUGUGCUUAUCCAAUCAAUGCUUUUAAGACUUACAGGCAACAAAAAAAAGUUGCCAUGCGAUCUAUUAGCCUGCAUAAACAGCCAUCUCUCCUUGUUCCUUUCCGCUUGGGACUUUUUGCCAGGAGAGACGUCUGUGCAUCAGCGACAUCAAUUCCAUACUGAUGAUGUAAAAUCUGUCAGGAAUCUGGUCAGGAGCUCUGAAUGGCAUGGUGGAUGUAGUAUUACAUGUAUAUUGUUUUACAACAAACGGCCACAAAGCAGUCAAUAUUUGUGGAAUAUAUUCUUCUGUAAAUGAAGCAUUUAAGAAAUUUGCUGUAUCUUUGCAGAAGAACACAAAAUUUUACCAAAAUCGACCAGGAGAAACCUAAAAUUGAACAACAAGUUUACAUUUGUACCCCAAUAACCACUGGCUCACUUAUGUAAACAUUGAUUUACAUCAUCUGUAUGGAACUGCAGUCGGCGAGGAGGAGCAAGGAGAGGAGAUCUAGAGACAGCUGUUUUCGCGUGCUAGUCAUCUAUUUGGUAUUUACCAACAAUGAUCUUGUACAAUGUAGUUGUCUUUUUGGUACACUGUGCAUUUUUGAGAAGUAUAGCAGCAUUAUGAAAUUUUUGACAACAAGAUAGAAGUGCUGUUGUUGUCAGGAUUCUUUAUAAUUACCGGGCGGUAUAACUUCUUUCCACACAGUGAUACAGUUUACAAAACGUCCAUGCAUGGUUAUGGAUUAUCUUGUUGUCAUACACUACACUACCUGUCUCAUUUAUUUUACUUGUUCAUAUUUUAGGUCAUAAAAAUUCUCUAGUCCAUGGUUUCAUAUCCGAUGAUGGAGUGUUUGAAGGCAAAAUUCAUGUAGGAAAUGAUGAGUAUUUUGUGGAGUCUGCAAAACAGUAUUUCAAAGAUGCACCUCAAGACUUUCACUCAGUGAUCUAUGAGAGCAGAGAUGUUCAUUAUCCACAUGCAUAUGGCCCUGGCUGUGGGAUCAACGAUAAAUCUAAAAGAUGGAUGGAUGAAGUUAAAAGGUAUCUAUCAGUUUCGUUAAAAUAACAUACAGUGUUAAAAUUAAUAAUGUUGACCCUUAAAAUACAUGUUAAGCACACUUCCUCACAUAUCCUUUUCUUAGAACUUUAACCAGAAGGCUUUUUCAGAGCACAGCACUGUAAUUAUAAUAUUAUUUUAUGUUUACAGACAGAAUGAGAUGUUUACAUGUAAAUGUUGCUCAUUGUAUCAUUGUUACCCUGAGUACAUGUACAUUUACAAGUUAACAGGUGACAUUUUGCAAUGCAAUCACUGUGGAAUGUCAUGUCUGAGGAAUAAGCACAGAAAUUCCAUACUGAUUACAUGUCACUGCCCAGAUCUGGGAAGUGCUUCUGAUUGGUUAAAGCAAAUUUCCCUUGUGGUGUGACCAAUCAUUAAAGUACUACCCUGAUCUAGGUGCACAAAUUAGUCAUGUACAGUUGUAUAACUAAAUGACAAAUGUUAUCAGUAUGGAUUUUCUGUGCCCAUUUCACAGACUUUAUUUUGCAGGGAAACCAGCAGUGGCAUCUCAAAUUACCAGCUGUUUUCUCUAUCAUUUUGGUCUGACUGAUAACAUAAAGCAUGCUGUGUGACACACUGGUUGAUCUUACCUUGUACAUGCUGUGAAUGUGCAUGUAUUAAAGCUUGUUUCGAAGAUUUCAAUAUUGAAACAUUUAUACUGUACUUCUCAAUGUAAUUUUGUUUAUGCCAGGAUGCCUAAUGUGUGGUUCCAGAAAAUAUCCAUAUACCCACCCCAAGGAUGGUCACUGGAAAUUCCAAAGGGGAGGGGGAUGUUAAAGGCCAAAACUUUUUAAAGGAAGGUAUGAAACUAAACUGGGAUUUCCAGAGGGCCGGGGGCAUGGCAUAUUGUUUUUUCUGGAGCAACACAAUGAACUAACCGUUCAGUUUCAAUUUUAUCAUCUUAACUGACAUACCUUAUGGUAUCUGUAUAUUUACAUGUUUGGUUGAAAAAUUAAUUGAUUUUUGUCAUUGUUUAAUGUUGCUUUCUUCAGAUCUGCAGUGAAAGGAAAAGUUGUUGAAGAUGAACAUGUCACCCAUUUUGAGCCAUUUAAAUUGAGAUACCGUAGAGCGGUUGGAUCCAUUGAUGAAAAAAAAUUGUCUUGUACUUUAAAGAUGAAUGUGAGUUGAUGUGAUGUCCAUGCUGUUUGGAUCACACCUUUGUUUCCUGCUAUAAAACCAUACUAUUAGGGUUUUGUUUUGAGCCUGAUAUAGCAGUUUUGAUUUAUUUGGUCGUUAAGUAUUCAAGGUCUUGGACAUGAUAGUUUCACUUCCUGAAAUGCCAGGCUUAGCCUGCGAAAACAUUGGUUUCUCCUCGCUCUUCACCGCUGGUGACUUUUCGCGCGGAGAAACAUCUGCGACUCAGCGACAGAAAUUCCAUAAAUAAUGACGCAAAUCAAUGUUUACAUAAUAAAUCUGGUAGUCAUGGAGUUCCAAAUAUAAAUGUGUCUAAUUUUAUGUGUCUUCUGGUCGAUUUUGGUAAAGUGUUGUGUUCAUCUGCCAACGAGCUCCAGCAAAACUCAAAUGCUUCUUCUAGAGAAUACUACUACCGCUGUAUAUUCCUCAAGUAUUGACUGUUUUGUGAGAGAUUCUUCGCAUUUACAUUUGACCUUUGUGGCUUUUUGUCUUUAGUCUGUCAUUCGUAAACAAUAGCUAAAACAGUGUAACUACUCCAUCAACCAAUCAGCACUUCUGACUGGAUUCCGGACAGAUUUUACAUAACCAGUAUGGAAUUUCUGUCACUGAGUUGCAGACGUUCCUCUGUGCGAAACAUCCCCAGCGGCAAAGAGUGAGGAGAAACAGAUGUUUGCAAAGGCAAAAAUGGCUUCCUGAAAAAAUAAAGCUAGCAAGAAAAAUGGCAUUAUUCACAUGUAUAAUACCGGUAUAUUGAUUUAGCCAGGGCUACAAGCGAAGCCUCUGUUUAUUUACUCUUAGUAUAAGCAAUUAACUUAAAUAUAAUAAUUAACUCUAAGCCACUAAAAAGAAUCCACCUUGUGAGGGAGGAGCUGAGAUGAUUAAGAAAAUCCCACAAAAAGACCUGGACUGAAAACUCUCCCAUCAAGCUAAAAGUUUUAUGUUUACGGCAAAAAAUAUCAUCUUAGUGCAUGAUACUCCGCGGUAGCAGCCAAUUUGCAGGUUACAAUUUCCAGAGUCAAUAUAGAGCUGUAGCGAAGAGGACAGCGACGGCAGCUAAAACAUCACUUUUAAAAUGAAUACACAUUUUGUCUUACUUUGUUGAUUGCUGAAAGUGUCAAAUGUAGGCAAAUUUUCCAGGAGUUGAUUUCUUGGGGACUGCACUGAAGUUUAGAAAGAGAAAGAAAAUUUGUUGUCCAUUGUUUAUGUCCACCAUUAAACAUGCAAUUAGGCAUUUUCACGUCGAAGUCGUGCAGUGACAACAAAGAAAUUAAUGUACAAAAAAGCAUAAUGCACAUGCGAAGUUGUUGUUUUUCCAACCUAUUGCUUUUUUGACAUCUCAUUGCCAUUGUCAUUGCUAAGGCUCACUUAUUAAAUACUUGUAGGAAAAACCUAUGUUUUCUUCUAUUGGACCCAGAAUGGAACAGUUACACUGUAUGUGUAAACAAGAGCCAUUAUGGCUCUUGAUGUGAAUUUUUUGGAAAGCAUGACUAAGCUAAAAGCACAUCCUUUAAACUACAUUUUUCAAAGUUUUUUCUCAUAUGUCAAACAAACAAAAUUCAAUAUCUCUACUGGAAAAACUCCAUUGGUUGCCUCUAGGUGAACUGGUUAAUGUUUUGCCUAGACAAAUGCAAGCUGCUUAUCUUGGAUUCCCUGGACAUCUGCACCCCGGCAAAGUCUACUUAGUACCUCCCUGCAAUUCCGUACAUACAUACAUGUAUAUGUGCAUAUACAUGUAUGUGUAUGCUGACAUCAUGUAACAAAAUUUUUAGUUGUGUUAUUGAUAGAUUUCCAAUUUCAUGCGCGUUUGUUCAAAUCCUUUUAAUUUCCAAAAAGGCUUGGGAAUGCAGGCUCUCCUAUUAAUUUAUUAGUUGUGAAAUAAAUCAUGAACCACAAUCUUGGAUUUUUGAGUUUAUCCUGGAUCAAUCACAAGGACUUUUUCAAAUGUUUAGACCUUAAAUUUUACAGUCAUUUUUCAGACAAAAUACCUUCUAAUUUCUUUUUUUGUGUUCAAACUGUUUGCAUUUGUUUCAUUCAUUUUAAAACUUCAUCGCCAUCUUGACACUGAUUAACUUGCCAUGGCAAUUUUGUAAGAGAAAUUUCUUGUUAUUGAUUGAAAUUGUGAAAUAAAGAACCACAAGGGAGUCCUGCAAUCACAAGGACUUUUUAUUUGGCCAGUUUACAGUCAUGCAAAAUACUGUAAUUUGAAACUGUUUGCAUUUGUUACAAUGAACAAUCAUCCUGACAAACAUAAAUCGAAAUUGUAAUCCCUAAAUAGCAACAGGACACCCAAGGAACCACAGGUAACCAAAAGAUUUGUGUGCUGCUGGCCUGGGGGCUCGCAGCAGUAUUAUCAUAAUGGUGAUGUGUAGUUUGUCUUGAAUUAAUUAAGUAAUUUACAGUCUUUUGUUUGGUUUUUAGGCUGAUCAUCUGUUUACAGCAAACAUGGCAGAUGGUAACAAGGAGAGAGCUUUGUUGCUGAUGACGAAUCAUGUGCAAGCUGCUAAUGCCAUCUACAAGAAUACAGGAUUUGCUGAUGCAAACAAACCCGAGGGUAUGAAAGCUCUUACUUAUUACACAGUAGUUGUCCAUGGAAAGGCUCUGAAGUGUAUCCAGAUGGAAUAUACUGUUCUGCUGCAAAACAGAAAUUUACUUUUCCAACCAUUUUGAAUAUCAAUUUUUCCAAAUGGAAAAUGUACAUUUCGUUCAUAAACUGGCACUUUGUUGCAAGCGUCAUUCGUGUACUUUAUGUCCUCAUGUCAAAAGUAUGUGUAUGUUCUGUCAGUAAGUUUUUACAGUUCAACAUCUUAAAGUAACUGUCAGAAAUUUUCAUGUGCUUUAUUAAUGGGGGUAUGGACAAAUUAUGGAUCAGGAACUGGUGCAAUGAUUUACUGAUAUUAAAUUAUUUUCAUGCAAGAUUUCUAGGAGACUUGAAAUUUAUGCAUUCAGUUUAAUUUCAACUUGAUUAUAACUACUGUACAUAUAUUAAUCAACAACAAUGUACCUUGAUUGAUAAAGAUAAAAAUAAUGUUGAAAUUAAGUUUAGAGUGAUUGUUAUGUACAUGUACUGCCAUCAGCUCCUGGUUCCUGUUGAGUUUGAGUAAUUUUUUGUACUGUAAGUUAUUUUUAUGAUCUAUAAGAGUGUCGUCACUCAAAAAUUCACAGCUCAAAAGAUAAAUAAAUCAUUGUUGAUGUCAGCUUAGAUUUGUUGCAUCCUGUCUGUUGCUUUUUAAUUUCUUUCAGGAAUUCAGUUUCAAAUCCAGAGAAUGCGUGCCAACGACAGUGCAGAUACUAAAUACCCAAAAAACCCUUACAGAGAUGAAAACAUUGGUGUUGAGAAGUUACUUGAGUUAAAUUCUGAAGAAGACCAUGAUGAUGUGUGCCUCGCCUAUGUCUUCACUUAUAGAGACUUUGCUGAUGGUGUCCUAGGACUUGCUUGGGUGGGUGAAACAGGUAAUCAAAAUUAUCAUAAUAUUUUGAAAUUUGUAACAAUAAUAAUGAUGAUGAUGCUUUCUUUGAGACUUCAACAUGUGUACUGACUGUGUCAUUUGUCUCAGCAUGCGCUGCUCGACAAAUAUUAGUGGUUGACAUAAAAAUUCAUUAUGAUCGUAAUACUCAUGCAUACCAUACACACAUGUAGAGAAUAAUGGAUGACCGCGUGGAGAUAUGAAAUUUCUCUUCAAGUGUUGAAAAAUAUUUCACAAUUGAGCACUACAAACAAGUGAAAUAUCUUUGAACAUGAGAACAGAAAUCUCGUACAUGUAAACUGUAUCUCCAAGCGACCAUGUAAUUUUCUAUUUUAUUAUAUACCAGGGGUUUUAAUAAAAAUUGAAGUAGCCAGCAGGUUUGAAUAGAUUAACCUACUCCAUCAACAAGGGGCCAUUGGUUCCUGGUCAGCAUUAGAUCCCAUCAGCCGUAGCCCCUUUCUCCCCUUAUGACAUUUACACAAGGAAGAACUGUUUUCUGCUUUUAUAUCACACUUAGACUUUAUUUCAAGCUGGAAAUGUUCAUGAAAGUGCAAGUCUCUUCAAUUUGAAAGAAAAAAAAAUUUGUAAUGAUAGGCACCUGGAUUCAAACCCACGACAAGAAGUACAAGUACACCACACUAACCACUAGACCACUAAGGAUUUGUUGGAGGACAGGAAAAUAAUAAUUGAAGAACAUAUUACAUCAACCCCAAUCCAAAAAAAACCUAACCUAUUUCGAAAUAGUGCUGAACACCAAACUGUAAAGGCAGUGCUUAACCAUAAUCAGUAAAGGCAAUGCUUAACACUAAUCAGUAAAAGCAAUGCCUAACCCUAAUCAGUAAAGGCAGAGCUUAACCCUAAUUAGUAAAGGGGAAAACUACGUUGUGUAAAUUUCGUGAGGUGUCCGAAAGGGCUAAGAUCAAUGGAAUCUAAUGAUAACCCUGGUCCCCCUUUUCUAGGGGGGAGGGGGUAGAGCACGUUCUAGCCCAGAAAAUUUUGAAAUUUCAAAGCCCUUAAAUGCGAUUUUCAGCGUUCUGGGGAAUAAAUUUGAGGACGAAAGAGCGUGUUUUUCAUUCAAGAGAAUGUAGCUUUCAAUUUAUCAGUCACACAAUCAAUUCCUACAAGCAAUAAAGUAAAACAAUUGAUGAAAACUAAAUUACGUACUUUUGCACGUAAACAAAUAAUUCUGCGUAAACCUAUGAAGAAACACAUCAUAAUUUAUUAUUAUUACGUUUUUAUUCAGAUUUUAUGAUAUAUUUUUUUGUUUACAACGUUUUUCAAACUAGUUGCUUCUUCUUUCUAGAAAAAAGUAGCCGACCUCACAUGAGUAAAGUAGCCAACACGUUUCGUCAGCCGUCAGUGCUUAUUGAAACCCCUGAUACACCAUAUUUUUUCGGUUAUAAGACGCGCCCCAAACUUUUCAAUGCAAUUUUUCUAAGUUGACAAACUGAAAAUCAAGCCAAAAUACUCGGCUAUAAGGCGCAACCUCGAUUUUUGGUGAUGUUCACACUAACUACAACAACACGCUUUCCAAGAAAUGUUGAUUACGGCCAUUCUCGUUAAAUUGCACCUAUGUGAACAAAAGCGAAAAAGGUUACAUAUUUUGAUCAAAGGUGAGAAAAUCACAUCUAUCAACACAAACAGCACUGUUUUCUAAAGCUGCAAAUUUUUAGGGAAUCUGUUUCUGUUCCUUAAACAAGUCAGCUGUCUUGGUUGCGGCAUAUUGACAUCUGUACAUUUAUUAAUAUCAAGAUAAGAUCGAUCGUAUGAUACAUGAGCCUGAAUAUUUGUUAAUUAACUACCAAAUCUGGUAAAAUUAAGCCCUUGUUUAUCAAAAUAACUGUGAUAAAGAGCUCUCACAGUUCUAUUAACAGAUUUGGGAGCUUUCUUUGGAAAACAAAAGUCUGAAACAAGCGCAAGAUCGCAGUGUGGAAAUGACUGUUAACAAACUGCAACCUUGGGUCAAGCACGCGCUCAAAAUUUUUGCCUGGUUACCAAGUAUCAGCAUUCAAUUUCAAAUGAUCAAUGCCAGAUGAUUUGUUUCGAAUGCAAAACGAUUCAUUCAUCAUUUAAUACCAGCUUUAGACAAUGUACAUUGGUAGAAGUCAUUGAAAACCGAUAACAAAGAAGAGGAUGAGCAGCUACAGCUUUUAGAGUCUAGAAUUUGACUCAAUUUUGUUUUGUUGUCGGAAGAUACUCAGUUACAGACGCACCCCGGAGUUACAACAGAUUUAGAGCUAUCAAGCAAACUUUCGUUGAAACAAAACUGCGCCCCAUAAGUGAAAAAAUAUGGUAAAUGCCAAUGAGAUACAAACCAUUUUGCUUUGAUAUUUUUUGGCUGUGAAAUGAAUAAUUUAUCUUGUAGCCAUAGCAACGAUGAUCUUUUCACUUGUGAAGUUAGCAUGUCAUUUUUCACAUGAGAAGAUGUCAUGUUUUUGUGCAAAAGCCCACCUGGCACAUUGGUGGUAGAUGUACAAUACAGUAAAACCCCGCGACUAAGAACCUGUUAGAUUAAAAUUUGCCAGUUAAGUCCCCUUUGUAUAAGAACCUGUUUAGCCUAAAAUUUGAAACAAUUUCUUAUUUUCUAAAAUCCAUGAAAAAAUUCUGUACACUUAGGCAAAUAAGAUAAGUCAACAUCCAGAAACCUCUUUGGAGACAUAGAUGCAUACCCCUACUGCAGUGUAAUUGUAUUAUUGUUAUUAAUACAAUUACAAAUUAAAUACAGUAUAUAAAUAUGAGCAAAAUGUAUUAGUACUGACUGUUCUUAUGAUCAUUUUUACAUAACGUCUAAUUCUGGUAUGUAGAUAUUUUUUUUCUACAUAAUUGUGCUGUAUUAUGUAGCCUUAGAAACACUGAUCUUUUCAAGUGUGAAGAUAACAUGUUACAUAUACAUGUAUUUUUACAUGUGAAGAUAAUUAUCAAAAUGUUUUUGCACAAAAAGCUCACCUGGUAUUUUAUUGGUGUACUAUUUUCACUGUAGUUACGUUGAAUUAAAGACUUAGUAAUUGUGUGAAAGUACAGAUUGAUAUUUACACAAAACUUUUUGCUUUGUCAUUUUUAAGGUGGAGCUGCUGGUGGGAUUUGUGAGAGAGGAACAACAUUUAGUGAUGGUAAAAAGAAAAACCUUAAUACAGGAGUGGUUACAUUUAUCAACUAUGGCAAGCAAGUUGCCCGGAAAGUCUCUCAGAUCACUUUUGCCCAUGAAACUGGCCAUAACUUUGGAUCACCUGUAAGUUGCAAGUUUUUUUAGUUUUUCCUUUAAGAAUGUUGGCCUUUUUGUGUGAUGGUAAUCCAUUAUGUGAAGUGAACUUUAUAUCAUAUGUAGUGGCAAUGAAUAACCAUCUAGAUACAGGCACACAUGUAGCUGGAGAUGACAAUACUGUUUGUAUAGAGUUCUAAAGUAAUGAUGUCAUAAAAAAAUAAAUUUGGGAAAUGAUGGGAUUUGUUGGGACAUUAUGAAAGAAUAACAUCUAAAGGCCCACUUGCAAGCCCCCUAUUUUGCCCUGGUAACUCCGUAAAAAUCCUUCAAUAUUUGCCUUAGGUCAUACAUGUAACAUAAAGAACCAAGUCUGGCAUUGUAAAUUCAUCAGUUUUUGGUGAUUGAAAAAGUGAAAAAACAUUUUAGAACAUUACAUUUAAGAAACGUUCUUAUUUGUAGAUUUGGUCAAAUUUUACCAAGGUCACGACAACAGUCUAAAUAAUUAGCACGUGAGGAUUUUUUUUAAAACACUGUUGCUAGAUUUUGAAAAAAUUCCCAAUUUAUAGGUUUCAUGUCAUUGUUAUUCUGUUGCUUGUAAUCAGUGAUGUAAACAAAACAUACUCUAAAAUUAUGUUGAAUGUUAGAUAUGUUGAUAUACUUUGUGACUUUUUGGUGCAUUUACUACAGCCACAGUAAUGGGGAACCAAAGACAAAGGGUAUAGGACUCGAAAAAUGAGUGCAAGUCUCGUUAACUUGAUCUUGUACUGAUAUUGAUGCGUGACUAGAGUUAAUGAAUUCGUUAAAACUUUUAAACAGCAUGACACUACUGCUGAUUGCUCUCCUGGAGGUAGUGCAGGAAACUACAUCAUGUUUGCCAGGGCUACUAGUGGUGAUAAACCGAACAACAGACGUUUUUCACCAUGCAGUAGGAGUAAAAUGAAUGCUGUUAUGGAGGUGAAGGGAAGAUGUCAGGAUUCAGAUUGUUGCUUUAAAGGUACAGUGUCAUACUUGUUCAAGAUGUAUUACGGUCAACUCCUCGAGCAAAUUCUCCAAACUGAUCUCUAUACAUUUCUUUAAAGAAUAAGUUGAGAGAAUUUGAGAAAAGAUCAAAGCAUUUUCUCUUGGGUGAUCAUUUAAUUAAUUCUCAUAACCUAAUCUCUUGACAUCGUGUGGAUAUCGUUAGGAGAAAAUUCAUGUUGGUCACUAUUGGGACUUAAAGGGUUAACAGGCAGCUCAUCUAGAGGUGGUCUCUGGUUCUCUUUACUCCCUUAGUUGACUCUCUACAAGACGGACAUUACUCCCGCUUUAAGGGAUUCUUAGUGCUGUUCCCAAAGGUGCACACCAAGGACAGUUGACUGUAUAGGCCACUUGCACUAAGAGAUCACGUGACCAAUGCUUCCUUUAAACAAUGAGUUGGAAUCUUGCUGAUGCCAAAAAUUGUUAGAGCACAUGAAAAUUAUCGUACACCCGAAAUUUGAGAGGAAACGUAUUUAAGGGAGAUGUUUUAUGGCACUUUGAUUUUUCCACUAAGUAGUAUCAUUUGUAUUGGCCGCCAUCUUGGAGGGCAUGCUCUUGCCCUCCAACAUGGCGGCUAAAACUACUUUUUGCUUAUAUCUUGUUCAACGUUUGAUAGUUACGCUCAGAUGUGCUGUAAACGUUAUCACAUCAUCUUUUCAACAUUUUCCUUGAAGUUUAAGUGCAAAACUUGUGUUCAGGGGAAGGUAGUUCAUAGUUUUAAAAAUCGCAUUUUGGUCACGUGACCAUUUACGAACUUAUUCAUUUUAAGAAAAUGGUGCGGGUUUGAAGAACCAAAUCACCAUUAUUUUGUUUAAGAUAUGACCCGCUUCUCGUUUUUCGAAGGCAAAAUCAUAUAACUUUCAUUUUCAUAAAAACGAUGUCGCAUGACCUCUUAGUGCAAAUGGCCUAUUAUUCAGUUAUUAUCAAAUGAUAGGAUUAAUAAUAAUAAUAAUAGGAUUAUAGUAUGUUUUGAAUUAAAGCUAUUGAUUUUAAUACCUGAUCAACUGCAGCUGCCAUACAUGUACAGUGUGCGAUGAUCAGUGAAUUGUACAUCAUUUUUAAAAGUAAUAUUUCCAGAGUUAUUUGUAUGCAUUUAAUUUGCUAUGACUCUAGUGAUAAGAAUUGCUUUACCAAGCAAGACGUUUUUUACCUGCUGAUCAUUUCCCAUUUUCUCGUGAACUUUAUUUUCGAUAGAGCAGUGUUACUAAAAGGAAUUUUAAAAGUUUGGUGACUCUUAGGGGUCAAAGGGUUACUUACACACGAACUCUGAAGUUCAAAGGCCAACAAACCCUUGCCUUCUUCGCUGCUGUAAAUCGUCUUUCCGUAUCUCUUAGGAAACAGAAGCUUACUUCAACGAGUUCAAAAUGACAUGGUUUGUGAUUUCUGAAUGCUGUUAUUGUAUUUCGAUCCACUUUGUGUGUUUCUGAGUUUCAAGGGUAAUUGCUUGUGAUCAUAAUUAUGAUUGACGGCAGUAAAAAGACAAUUGUAAGCUGGCUUUUAAAUUUCGGAGAUCGCGUGUUAUUGAAAAGUGCAGUAAAUAACCUCAUAAUUCAUUUCAACAGCUGCUGAGGAAGCAAUCUGUGGUAAUAUGGUUGUUGAGAAAGGCGAACAAUGUGACUGUGGUUACGGAACGGAUGAUUCAUGUAUUAAGGAUGACAUAUGUUGUCAAGGUCGCAAUGGGACUGGGGCCCCUCUGCCAGGAGACUGUAAGCUUUUGCCAGGAAAAACAUGCAGGUUGGUCUCUUUUUUCAGGUCGACAAUAUACACGAGAUGUCCUAUGGAUUUUCCAAAAGACAAAGAAAAAAACUUUGCAAAAGCCGAUACAAUUAUUUACAGCAAAGAUCUCAAUAUACCUCUUUUCUAAUGUUUGACCGGACCUCGCAAAUAGUACGAAAAUAUUCUGUUUUAAAAAUUAGAUAAAUGCCACUUACGUCAGUAAGUAUAACAAUUUGCUUGACACCAUGCAAGUAAUGAAAGUAAUGAGUUGAGUUUGUCAAUCAAAAUGAAAGGAAAUUCCAAACGCACUUCCGGUAAUUCGUUGAGUGCGUGGGGCCCAGAACAAGGAUAUCGGGACUAGAUGAUAUUGCGAAAGGUUAACAAUGUGACUGUGGUUACCGAAGUGAUACUUCAUGCACCCGGGAUGACCAAUGCCAAAUAAAACAUGCAGGUUGGUUUUUCUUUACAUGAACAUACAGUGUUGAUUAUUGAGGGGAGAAAAAUAGGAAAGAUACCACCUGGGAGACUUCGAGUGGGAAUGCUGGACCGAGUAAAGAAUGGCAGCCCUUACGUAGCAGUCAAGAGGCUCACCUUAGAUCGAGAACUAUAAGGAAGGACCUGCCUGUGGGCAGAAUACACAGACACAGUGUACAGCACAAAGCUUGCACUGUCUUGUACAAAAGCCCUUGAUCUUUAGGAGUCAUUAAAAUUUCUCAAUUCAAUGUACAUUGUACAUGUUGUACAUGAAUCUUGUAGAAGUCCUUUCCUUUUCUGUUUGCGUCUCAGAUUUCUGCUGACUUCAAGACAGGCCCAAAAUACGUGCGUUUUGAAUAAGCUUAAAUUUUUUUUUUUAACAAAAGACAAAGUAAAUAAACUACAUGUACAUUUGCUUGGAACUUGUAGUGGAGAGUUGGCUUAUUUUCCAACAAAACUGAUCCAUUAUUUAUUUGUAAUGAUAGUGUAUCUUACGGUUUUAAAGAAAUGUAAAAAAGUUUAACACAGCCAUUUGAAAUUCCAUCUUUUUCUAUCUCUCCGACAUCACGCUUACUCCAAGUUUCUCACUUUGCAAGUGCUAACGUUUAUGUCCAGCGCAACAAUGCGGCUGUUUGAAGUCUACCUGUACAUCUUGUUCCACCAAUAGCUCAAUAAUGUGAGAGAAAGUACAGUAUGUGAUGUGAUAAGGCAUGAUGUGAUUUUAUGAGGUGUUAUGUGAUGGGAUGAGGUGAGGUGGUGUGAGUAAGUGUGGUGUGAUGUGAUGAGGUGCAACGUGAUGGGUUGUGAUGAGAUGUUGUGUGAUGCGGUGCGGUGUGGUGUAUUGUGGUGUGAUGUGAUGCUAUGAGAUGUGAUGUGAUGUGAUGUGUGUGAUGAGAUAUGAUAAAGUAUGAUUGGUGUUAUUUGUUGUGAUGUGAUGAGAUGUGUUGUGAUGUGGUGUGUUGUGAUGUGAUGUGAGGUGGUGUGAUUUGAUUUGUUGUGAUGAUAAUGAUGAGGUGUGGUGUGAUAAGGUUUGACGAAAGGUGAUGUGAUGUGAUAAGAUGUGAUGUGAUAGGGUGUGAUGUGGGGUGAUGCAAUGUAAUGUGGUGUGAUGUGAUAAAGUGUGAUGUGGUGUGAUUUGAAGUAAUGUGAUGAGGUGUGAUGGGAUGAGGUAAGAUGUGAUGUGAUGUGAUAUUCUACAGUAAUAACAUUUUUUAAAAAACUGGCAAAUACUUACUUACAAGUAAUACAGGUACUAACUUAUCUUCUAUUUUCAUUUUGCAGCCCAAGUCAAGGGCUUUGCUGCAGUACUGCCUGUACCCCACAAAAUGAUGCUUUUCUUUGUCUUAACGAAACGGAGUGUUCCAAUUCUUCUUUUUGCAAGUAUCCUUUGUGAAUUUGCGUCUCAUUGCAAGUAAUGUAUAGAGACCAAAACAUCAGUGGUUUGUUAAGUUGCAAAACUCACCUAAAAAAUUAUUAUGGUAGUGCUCCCUAAUGAAAUUCUGCGCAGGAACAUUUUGUUUAUAGAUAAAGGCACUACGUAAUGAUUAAAGCACAUAACUGAUCUAAAAUAGCAAUAUCCUUGUGACAUGGCAUGGCCUUUUUAGUAUGUCUACAUGUUCAUUAGCCUUCUAUACAGGCGUUUUUAGGGGAGUCGUAUUUCCGUCAAUCCCCACAGGAGGGGAAAGGAAAUGAGACUCCCCUAAAAACACCUGCGUAAGAAGCUACACGUUCAUUAAGGGGUUCGUUUUUUAUCGUUCGUCUCACGAUAAUCACUUAGUUCAGGCGGAUCGCGAGGUUUCAACCACAUACUGCAGGGCUUCUGACUUCAUCAGGCAAUGUCGUCCUCUAUCAAUACCAACACUGCUUUGGAUCGAAACCCACUGAUCACUAGCAACCCGCACCAUGCUACUUAAAGUCCUGGUAACUUUUCGGGCCCGAAAUCAAAUAUUCAAGUCGAAAUAUAAAUUAUAAGAGCGCAGGUCCUGGCUCGCAAACUACUCCACUUUGUUUCAAUAACUGAUAGUUUCAUCAUGUUAGAUACAAAACAAUUGAAACCUCGAUCUUUAAUGUAAAAGGAGACAGCUUACCGGGCCCGUUAAUUAUCGGGACUUUCGAGAAACGCGCCCCUGCUCAGUAAAUCGACACCAUCAUCUGACGAAGACCGGCAGUACGCGUCGAAUCAUCGCCAUGAACAACCGAUGAACAAGUGACAGCAACCUCAGCUCGCAUACUGCUCGAAGGUGUGAGCUCCUGAGCUGUCGUUCUUUUCCUUGACAUCGAAAGAAUUCAGCGGUGCGCAACAAAAUUUAUUUCAUCCUUGCUUUAUCGCUCCAAAGUUAGUUAUAAGCAGAGGCUUUUGAAAGCAGGGCUUUCACCUCUGUGGUAUUGGCACGAAUUUUUAUUUCAGUAAUGUACCCCACUAGACCCAGGCGCACUCUCUCCUCUGAAUACGAUUAGAGCCAACACAGUUACCUUUAAGAACAGUUUUUACUGCAGAGCUCCAACAACACUCCACCGACCGACCCACCGUCGGAACGUUGACUAUCCAAUAGCGCACUUUAAGAAAGAACUUUUUAAUUAUUAUUUCUAUCUUACUAAGUCUGCCUAUGAUGUCGACACCCCCCAGACCCAUAAGAGUGUGUGUAUCAAGUGCCACACUAGUCCUGCUUUCUCGAUCGAAUGUAUUUUUGAUUCUUGUAUCAAUGUUUGCCCCAGUUCUGACUAUUGUGCUCACUUUGAUGAGGCUAUGGCUCGAAGAUAUCGCUGUUUCAGGUCAAUACCCAUACACCAAAAUAACGCUCUUGUAGAGUCGUAGCCUAAGAAAACAUCCGUUUCUCCUCGCUCUUCGUCGCUGGGGACGUUUCGCGCGGAGGAACGUCUGCGACUCAGCGGCAGAAACUCCAUACUGAUGACGUAAAAUCUGUCCGGAAUCCGGUCAGAAGCGCUGAUUGGUCGACGGAGCAGUUAAAUUGUUUUAGUUAUUGUUUACGAAUGACAGACAAAAGGCCACAAAGGUCAAAUGUAAACGCGAAGAAUCUCUAACAAAACAGUCAAUAUUUUUGGAAUAUAGUCUUCUCUAGAAGAAGCAUUUGAGUUUUGCUGGAGCUCGUUGGCAGAUGAACACAACACUUCACCAAAAUCGACCAGAAGACACGCAAAAUUGUACAAAGUUAUCUUUGGAACCCUAUGACUACCGGAUUUAUUACGUAAAUGUUGAUUUACGGCAUCAGUAUGGAAUUUCUGCCGCUGAGUCGCAGACGUUCCUCCGCGCGGAACGCCCCCAGCGGCGAAGAGCGAGGAGAAACGGAUGUUUUCGCAGGGCUAGUAGAGUUGUGAAGAAGAUAUCAGACAAAUUUCUGUAGGGAGCACUAACCAUAAUAAUUUAUUAGGUGAUUAUUCAGACAUGGCAUUGAAAAUCAAAGAAGUUCGCCCAAUUUUGUCACGUACAAUCCAUGUCCAUCCUUGCCAUUCGUAGCUACAGACGACAGGAAACAGUUUCAAAUAUAGUCUUGAAUGACAAUGCUGGACCAAUAUUGUUAUUUAAAAAUAAUACUGGACCAAUAUUUUUGGAAUUCGAUUGAUCCGAAGACAUGUUUUAGCGGUUUUAAAGGAUAGCAAAUACCGUGUCAUAGCCCCUUUAAGGAGCACCUUGGCCUAUUGAAUUUCUGUUACUUCCUUGACUCUAUAUACAGUGGAGUGAACGCUUCUUGCCCCACACCGGUACCCAAAGCCAACUUGACUGUGUGUAACGGUGGAACCCAAGUUUGUUUAUCAGGGGUAAGAUUACACUCUGAUGCUGUCUCUCUUGAAGAUAAGUCACUCUUGUAGUAAUCAUGAUAUAGUAAAGUGAGGGUCAUCAAUAGGGUUUUCGGGAUACGGGACUUCCUUUAUUUGAAGCUCGGGAUUUAAAUGCAAAAUCGGGGCGAGAUUCGGGAUUGACGGUAUGCGCGGGAGGUGUGAUGCCAAAAAUGACGCUCGGUAUUAGGGAAUUUCGCGAAAUUUCGGGUCGGGAUUACGGAAUUGAAGGACCCUAUUGGGGACCCUCUAAAGUAAAGAAGCUGCAUUUUCUUAAGUUAGCUUAAACAGGUUUUUACAUGGUAGCAACUACAAAUUGAGGCUAUUAAAGGCUCUAUUUUUCUUAAGAAAAACGUUUUAUUGUGGCUGACAAAACUAAGUGGUAUUCGGCUAAUUAGUUUUUUUAAAAUCUACGUUACAAGUACAUAUUUAUGUAACAAAAUGACUAUAAUAAGAACAAAAGAAGCACCAAUCACAUGGAUUAUUAAGCAUAACAUGUACUUAAUAGGUUUUUGUAUAUAGGAGGUGUAACGGCUGAAUUUGCGCCCCAUGUCAGGGAAUGCGAAUUCCAAAAUCCGGGAAAAUUUGGCUUGUGGAUUCUGGAAUCCGGAAUACAGCUCAAGGAAUCCGGAAUCUUACUAACGAUUGAAAUCCAGAAUCCAAGUUCUACUGACAAAGAUUUGAAUCCAGUGCCUGGAAUCUGGAAUCCAAGGAAAAGAAUUCGAAUCCAAGACUGUCAUGGAUUCCUUAUAUGGGGCGAAAAUUGUAGCCGAACUGGUUCUUGAAAACUACAAUCGUGGACAAAAUAAAUGGAAAACCGAGACCCCACCUCCCCCCCCAAAUCAAGGAUGGGAAAAUGGCGCGUUUUUGCCCUUCGCGCGGCUUCAUGCUUGAUUUGGCGGGGGGGGUGGGGGAUGGGGGUUUGCUGUUCCAUUUUUUUUGUCCAAGAUUGCAGGUUAUUACUUGUGGAUUUUUACUGUAUGCAAAUUUUGUUGUUAUUGUUGUUGUUUCACAGGAAUGUAGUGGCUCUAUUUGCCUGAGGUUUCAAUUGUUGGAAUGCCAAUGUCAACAGGAGGAAAAUCUCUGUGAUCUGUGCUGCAAAAAAGGAGAAGACGGCGAGUGCAAACCCAUAAGAGACAUGAGUGUGUCAAAUAUCACGAAUGCACUCCAGCAGUUCCCAGGCGCACCAUGCGACAACUUCAACGGAUAUUGCGACGUGUUUCUCAAGUGCCGCGCAGUGGAUGCCGAUGGACCAUUGUCUCGUUUGAAGAACAAGUUCUUUAGUAAAGAAGCUAUCCUUGGUUAUUUAGAGUGGAUCAAGGAACACUGGUGGGCCGUACUUCUCAUGGGUGUUGGGCUUAUUCUACUCAUGGCAGGUAAAAUUUAUCAUUCCCUUGUUGUAGGUUUGGAAAUAGAGAACUUUAGAUUCUAAGAGCCUGCUUACAUGAAGGUGGGAGACCCCAGGUAGGUGAGGUAACAUGUGGCGGGUUACCCCACCUAACAUGUAACGGUGAUCACAUAAAAAAAAACGAGAGAUUAUAUGGACAGGCGGGUUACCCCACCUUAGCGGGUUACCUCACCUAUCUGGGGACCCCACCUCCGUGUAAACAGGCCCUAAGACGAGGACGACAAUGAGACUGUGAUUUUCUUAGCAAUAAGUAGUUCGCGCGCGUUAUCCAGCAUCAUGUGGGACUUUACGAUCCGAAGACGCGAUGGCAGGGAUUAUUGUUACCCAUUUAUUUUAUCAAAAGUAGGCGAACCCUCGUGGAGUUGAAUUCCUAGGAUCCUUAUCCAAGUUCAGAAAGAGAAAUCACGUGUUGUCGUCGCUUGUUAACGUCAAACAUCCUUCACACAAAGUUUCACGUCGUAGUCUUGUAACAUGAGAAGACACAAAUGGCUUGAACUGUAAGUAUCCCGGAGAGCUCCAUACAAUUCCUUAUAAUUUUGUUAUAAGGAAUUGUAUGGAGCUUUCGAGGAGACUUUUCUUAAUUAGCUUAGGCGCGGCGGAUUUUGUCACGUAUGAUCAGCGCGAGGUGUUUUUCCCGACACCCUUCUGUCAGGAAAAUGUCAUCAUAAUUAUGAAAGCAAAACAGACACGAUCGCGUCGGCAGGCCGAAGCCGGCAAAAAUAUAAGGCUUUUCUUGUUCCAUUUCAGGGGUCAGUUUUGUUUCGAUCUGGUCAAAAUCAGGUUUUUAGGUUGUAGGUAAUAAAAUAUUGUCUUAUUCUGUUCUCAGGAACCUUUAGAAAAAGAGAUAAUUGAUUAGAGAAAGAAGCGUGAAAACGCAUUUUGGAAGAAAAUAUUUUUAAUUCCCGCAGCGAUUUUGCGAAAUCGCGUAGCGCAAUAUAUUCAGUUUCUUCCAAAGCCGUCAUGAUUAAGCAGUGUAAUGCCAUCACAACUAAAAAUGAAUUUAGUUUGUAUCGCAAAAGCUGCGAAAAUAGAGAUGAAAAAAAAACAGAUCGGGAAAAUUAAUAAAAUCACCAAGAAACCGUCUCGCGCUAGCUUUGUUAAACAAAUCGUUGGUACGGUUUAUUUAACCUAACCUGGAAAAGGAGACGUCUGCACGUAGAAUACAUUUCAUCCUACAUGUAGUUGUGAUUUCCAGAACGGACCUCGGGAGCCUCAUUGCCGUAAUAUCUUCCACACUACAGAAACCAAAGCAGAAUCGCCCUGCUCGCGUGCUAACUUUCCGCUCCAAUUAUGACUAUACGGUACCAGUGAAAUGUUUCACAAUUUAAAGCGGCCGAAACUUAUUUCCAUCAGCGCGUAGUUAGUCAGUUAAGCAAUAAUAAUGCACAGCACUGUAAAUAACACGGUUCUAGAAUAUCUGACGGCUUCGCGUUUUGUUCGUCGCUGCAUGCGAUUUAAUCGCUUAUAACCUAACAGAAAAUGAAAAUGUACCUGAAGGAAAUACCGUGUAUUACCUUACCUCAAUUAAUGAUGUGUGUAAAUUUGUCUUUUGCUAUGGUUUUAGACAAUACGAUUUCUCCUGACUAUCAAUUUUGCGUCAAAACAAGCGCGAUAAUGAAAUAGACGAAGUGCCAUGGCAUAGCACUUUAUGACAAAGUUUUAACUGGAAAACUUGUUACCAUCUGAUGUACACCUGUAUAGUCUAUGUUUGUAAGCUCUGCCUAAAGAAUCACUGGAUUACACUGCACCCAUGGGUGUGCCACCUAAAGUGCAGCCUAUGUUUGUUAGCUCUACCUAAAGAAUAACUGGGUUACACUGCACCCUUGGGUGUGCCACCUAAAGUGCAGCCUAUGUUUGUUAGCUCUACCUAAAGAAUAACUGAGUUACACUGCACCCAUGGGUGUGCAGCCUAUCUUUGUUAGCUCUACCUAAAGAAUCACUGGGUUACACUGCACCCAUGGGUGUACCACCUAAAGUGCAGCCUAUGUUUGUUAGCUCUACCUAAAAGAAUCACUGGGUUACACUGCACCCAUGGGUGUGCCACCUAAAGUGCAGCCUAUGUUUGUUAGCUCUACCUAAAGAAGCACUGGGUUACACUGCACCCAUGGGUAUGCCACCUAAAGUGCAGCCUAUGUUUGUUGGCUCUACCUAAAGAAUCACUGGGUUACACUGCACCCAUGGGUGUGCCACCUAAAGUGCAGCCUAUGUUUGUUAGCUCUACCUAAAGAAUCACUGGGUUACACUGCACCCACGGGUGUGCCACCUAAAGUGCAGCCUAUGUUUGUUGGCUCUACCUAAAGAAUCACUGGGUUACACUGCACCCUUGGGUGUGCCACCUAAAGUGCAGCCUAUGUUUGAUGGCUCUACCUAAAGAAUCACUGGGUUACACUGCACCCUUGGGUGUGCCACCUAAAGUGCAGCCUAUGUUUGUUGGCUCUACCUAAAGAAUCACUGGGUUACACUGCACCCAUGGGUAUGCCACCUAAAGUGCAGCCUAUGUUUGUUAGCUCUACCUAAAGAAUCACUGGGUUACACUGCACCCAUGGGUAUGCCACCUAAAGUGCAGCCUAUGUUUGUUAGCUCUACCUAAAGAAUCACUGGGUUACACUGCACCCACGGGUGUGCCACCUAAAGUGCAGCCUAUGUUUGUUGGCUCUACCUAAAGAAUCACUGGGUUACACUGCACCCUUGGGUGUGCCACCUAAAGUGCAGCCUAUGUUUGUUGGCUCUACCUAAAGAAUCACUGGGUUACACUGCACCCUUGGGUGUGCCACCUAAAGUGCAGCCUAUGUUUGUUGGCUCUACCUAAAGAAUCACUGGGUUACACUGCACCCAUGGGUAUGCCACCUAAAGUGCAGCCUAUGUUUGUUAGCUCUACCUAAAGAAUCACUGGGUUACACUGCACCCAUGGGUGUGCCACCUAAAGUGCAGCCUAUGUUUGAUGGCUCUACCUAAAGAAUCACUGGGUUACACUGCACCCAUGGGUGUGCCACCUAAAGUGGAACCUAUGUUUGUUACCUCUACUUAAAGAAUCACUGGCUUACACUGUACUCACGGACGUUUGCCUCGCGCUCUCUUCAAAAACAAAAAAGCUAUAGUCUGUUUGGCCAAAAAUCAAGCUUUGUUUCCCCUAAAAAUUGGACACCAUAUUACGGUCCCGAAAGACGUUAAAAGUUCCUCCAUAAUAGAAGAGUGUUUUGUUAGAGUUAAUAAACGUUUGGCUUACAUGAGUUUCAAUAUAAAGGUGCAAAAACUUAUCAGCAUAAUUAUAGCACACAAACAUUGUCAUCAAACUCCUGGCAUGUAGCCUGAAUAAGCCAAGCAAAUAUGAAUAAAGCAUAUAACGAGAAAUAUUCGUCAAAUGGUCUCGUUAAGUAAAUUAUACUUCACUUUGCGACAGAAAUUUAUCGUUUGUAUCCGUGUUACGCAUCGAAAAAGCGAAGAGUCAUCGCAUGACAUUAGGUAACAGAGGUAAUACUCACGAGUGUCACGAAUUCCAAUUCCAUGAUUUUUCGCCGAGUAACAAAUUAAAAACUUCAAUUCUUACCUUACAGUGGUCGGUUCAUUUACCUUACAUUUGCCAACACUAAUAAACAUGAACAAAACGAUGAAAUCCGGCACUCUUCUUUCAGAAGUAGCAAGCCGCAUGAAGCAAAAUCCACCGAUGUGCGCUGCAUUCUCACUACAAAUAUAAACAUUUGUCGUGAAGAAAAUACGACGAGGAGGAAAAAAUGCCAGAUCUUCGCCUCGGCAAUGUAUUCCAGCUACCAAGCCGGCGUAUCUCCAGAAGGUGGACUCGAAGUGCGACAAACCUUGUGAUUGUUUUAGGAGCCCUUUGCGCGCAAACUAAUUUAUUCUGGCGCGAAAUGAAGAUUAAGAAAAUGUAUCUGAAAUCUAAUACACGACAAGAAAAUUUUCGCACUUUCGAGGAGCGCGACAUAUUAAAUGGGAUUAAGUCGGAUUAGCUGCCCGCGGAGAAAACAUCCCUGCGUGGGAUGGUACUUCCAGUAAAAAGCCUCUGUGUCCUCUCAUGAAGGGCAAAGAAAUGUACCGGCACAAAAAUGUGUGACGGACGUGCAAAGUUGUUGUUUUGCCUUUUAAACCUUUUGUGUUUUUACGUUCUCCUUGCCAUCGAGACGUCGGAUGGUAAAGUCCCUGUUUUGGUGGGAAAACGCGGUAGCCGUCGUCACUCUACUAUUCGUGUUAGCGAGGAUGUAGUAGUGGCGGAAACAAAGUAUUAAAUAGAGUGACCGUGCUAACUUUCCUGGUGAAGAAAAGUGCUUCAGUUAACCAGCUCUUUGAUUAUUUAGACUUAAUUUGUGUGUACCGUGACGCCUUCCAUUGAUUGGCUCUUAUGCUAAUGACAUCAGCAAAGAUUAAACAAUAUGUGCGAUUUAAUAAUAAUAAUAAGAAGAAAUAAUAAUAAUUUAUGUAGCGCUAUUCAGCCACUCUUUCAUAGCACUUUGCAAUGAUUAUAUACAGCUAUUUCGAGAAAGGUUGUCGCAAAAACUGUGCACUCGACCAUCCCGAAAGGUAAUAUGGGAUAUGAUCAAUGCACUUUUCCUGACACCGUAGCUGUCGAAUCUACUUAUGUUGCUUUCCUUUAGCACUCGCAAACAUAGGUGCAUGGCUUCUCGUGCAAUUCUUUGAAAUUUCUUCGAAAAACUCAAAAUCACCCACAAUACCUUUCGGGAUUGUCGCGUGCACUUUUUCCGACAACCUUUCUUGAAAUAGCUGUAUGCUAAGGUAAAAACUAAAACCAUACCGAGAUGAAUUAAUUACAAAGCUUAAAAAUAUUAACUCAUGUACAAGAAAUAAAUGUAAAAAAUCUGACAUCUAAAAAUUUACCAAGACAGAUUUACAGGUAAUUAAAUUGUGACCUUUUGUUUUUUUGUUGGUUUUGAACGUCAAGAAAUGAAAUGUUUGGCUGCAGUGUAUGGAAAAAACUUUGGAUGGGUUGCGAGUUAAAAUCUGUUCUCUCAUCUGUCUUUUGCGCCCACAGGUUUCAUUAAGUUGUGCAGCGUGCACACGCCAAGCAGCAAUCCCAACCGGAAGCCAGCUCGUCAGCUGACUCUACGACGUCAACCACCGCGCAACCAGCGUAACCCAAGAGCUCGUCCACAGGGAAACCAGGGAGGGAGAGCAAAUCCACGUCAUGCUCAAGGUGACUUUGGGUAUGAAGACCCCCCUCCCUACCCUGGAGCACCAAUGGAAAUGCACGGGAGUAGGCGAUGA
This is a messenger RNA of Porites lobata, 28547 nucleotides long. NCBI's taxonomy places the organism in Eukaryota, Metazoa, Cnidaria, Anthozoa, Scleractinia, Poritidae. The record is from the annotation of a GenBank genome assembly.